Bactrocera oleae (olive fruit fly) is the source of this 2598-nucleotide messenger RNA. RefSeq lists its product as uncharacterized. Lineage: Eukaryota; Metazoa; Arthropoda; Insecta; Diptera; Tephritidae. Gene Ontology annotation, molecular function: transcription factor binding. Gene Ontology annotation, biological process: positive regulation of transcription by RNA polymerase II. The record is from RefSeq and is a predicted model, not a curated record.
AAUCAAUGUGUGCGACUGUGAUGUUAGGGGCUGAUUCUUGCUAAUUUUGUGUUGCUAAUUUGGGUUGCUUAAACCGAAAAUAAUAAUAAGCAAGAACGUAGGAUUUUUUGUGUUGUUUUCAAGGGGUAUAUAAUAUAAGUUAUAAAAUAUAAAUUUUAUUAACUUUAUUAUAUUUAUUUCGCUGGAAAUAAUGGUGUAGAUGUAAUUGAUACAAGUUUGUACAGAACUUUCAUAUUUAAUAUAAAAUUUCAAAGAGAACUUCUAUAAAUAUUUGCAGAAAUAAAAGUUGAAGUGAUAUACCAUUUUUAUCUGUCAAUUUUGAUGUAUAAAAUAUUAUUAUUAUUCACAACAACGCUUUUCACAAUACAUGGUCUCGUUAAAAAAGUUCAGGAACUGAAGACUGAGGCAGAUAUAUCUCUUUACUUUUUUUAAUCCUUGGGACCUCCUCUUUCCGUCGGAGCCAUCAAAUCGCGGCGCCAAAAGAAUCGUACUUUUUCCUUUUUGUAUAUUGUUAAAGAACGCAAAACACGGGAUACCGAUUUAAGAUAGUUACUGGUUACUAAUGACAUUGAAUAAAAAAAACUAACUGAAUACCAUAUAUAAUAAAAACUAUACAUCAAGCUUAUUAAUUUGAUUAACGAGUUAUACGUCAAAAUUUUUUUUAGUGUUAUUUGAUAAAAUAUUUUAAAUUUUAAAUUAAAAACAUAAAAAAAUUCCUAAUGCGAAUGGUUCAUAUAACCUUAUUAAUUUUUGAGCUACAACUAUCGAUAUUUUCCAUUGUGAAUCUAUUACAAAAUUUAUCUGUGAUUGUCAAAAAAUAUUGUCGUUUGGAAAAUUUGUAAUUGCAAAAUUUCUGUUCGGUUGUUCCUCGGUUUGGAAUAUACAUAUGUCUAUUAUAAAUACGAGUUUUUCUAAAGAAAGUCGGAAAUUUUAAAGAAAGUGUAAUAAUCCAUCGUCAGCUAAUAAAAAAUGUCAAAUCUAGGCAAAAGAUUGGAAACCUUGCCAGAUAGUGGCGACCUGGAUGAGUUAAUCGAAGACACGAGUUUAUUAAUAGCAUCUGUAUACAAUAUGUUGGAUCAGACUCAAUGCACACCACAACGGACGGCACCAUCACUAGGGCGUAGGUCUCAUAACAAUAGCAGUAGCAGUGGACAGCAUGAUGGGACAAGUUCUAAUUCUAGCUCCCCGAAAUCGCCUAAAACACCGCGUUUAAAUUUAUCCGGUAGACCAAUAUUGUCCACACCAUCAAGUAGAGAAAUCGACCGGGAAGUCAAUCGAAUAGAUCGAUUUUGUGAGAUGUUGGAGCACAAUUUACGCACUGUGGCUUCGGAGCAAGAACAACACGUUAGUAGACGUUUGGAAUUAAUGUCAUCAACUACUCCACGCAAUGUAAUUGAGAGACCUCAACCGGUACGAAGAAAUCGAAUACGCGCCUCAACACCUGAGGAAGUAAUCGAUUUAAGUGAUUCAAUGAAUAUGCCACAACCAACCAGACUUAUAUAUCCAUUAGAUGUAAACGACGAUGUUAUAAUAGUGACACCAAGUGUUGAAGAAGUAGUUGAUCUUUGCACUCCAAAUUUCCGUCGAAAUAAUGAACGCUCAAGAAACAGUAAUUCAUACAGAAGAACCAUCAAUAACAUUGAAAAUAAUUCCAGAAACGGUAAUGCAACACGACAACGUUUGACCGCAUCACGCCGCCUGGGUUCUGCAAGCGGUCAUAGAGUCUCAUCACGUCGUUCACUUUCUUCAACAUCUUCAGCAGCACGUAUACAAAACGAAGGCAGUUCCACUGGUAGUUCGUCUGGUAGUUCCAUUUCAACAACAACAUCAACAACAAACAUAGAAAUGUCAAACAAAGACAAAAUUAAUGCCUGGUCGCCUGGUGCGCAAGCGGAAAAUUCCGAGACUGGUGUGGGAAGCGAAAAUGGGCGUGUGCCUUUUAUGUGUGCUGUAUGCAUGGACAGUUGUGUCAAUAAUCAACCCACAUCAACUAAGUGUGGUCAUGUUUUCUGUGCCAAAUGCAUACGUGAAGCUUUACGUUUGACACGCAAGUGUCCCAUGUGUAACACCAAGAUCACUCCAAGCAUGCUAUUCCGUAUAUAUAUUUAAAUCAUAAUCAAAGCCAGUUGCUUCGGCACUUUAACCAGCUAUAAUGGGCUUAAACUCCUCACAAAUUAUUAUUAAAUUAUUAAAACAAAAAACAUUAUAUCAUAAUCAUUCAAAUAAUAAUUUUUUUUUUUAUCAUUUAUUUGCUCAGAAUUUAAGUUUGUUAUGUGUCAUGCAACGAUAAUAGUAAAAUUUAAGUUAGGACAUAUGUUAUUAUUUCAAAACUUUUAUAUAUUUUAUUCAAACUUACGUACAAACAUAUUUAUAGAUUUUAAAAAAAUUCUGUGUUUUAUCUAAAAAAGUAAGAUGCGAUUUUUUGUUUGCUAUUUUCAUAUCGAAAAAAAUUACAUCAAUGCCAUGAUUAGCCAUGACGUAGUGGAAAACUUAUUUGCAGCUACUUUUUUGUACUUAUCAGAGGUGUUGUUUUGAGCACUUUUUUGCUUUGAAACAACUUAUUGAAUAAAUUGCACAUAUCUGUAGGGAACUCAUAAA